UUAUACCCGGCUGGAUACGGCGACGGUUCAUUCUCAUCUGGAGAUUUCGUCACAGAAACCCUAACAUUUCAUUCGACAAAAAUUCCAAAUAUCGCCGUCGGCUGCGGCCACGAUAAUCAAGUUCUCUCCGCCGGCGAAUCCGGUGCCGCCGGAGUAUUAGGUCUCGGCGCCGGGGGUUUAUCAUUUCCAUCUCAAGCCGGUCCAACAAUCAAUCACAAAUUCUCAUACUGUUUAGUCGACCGUUCUUCUUCCUCUUCAAAACCCUCAUUUCUAAUCUUCGGAAAUUUCUCCAUUUCUCGAACCGCAAUUUUCACUCCUCUCCUCACAAACGAUAAACAAAAAUCAUUUUAUUACCUCGAUUUAAUCGGAUUCAGCGUCGAAGGCAAACGCGUUGCCGGAAUUUCACCUCAACUGUUCAAGUUAGAUUCUUCCGGCGACGGUGGCGUUAUCAUCGAUUCAGGUACGUUUGUGACUCGAUUAACUAAUAAAGCUUACGUUCAGUUUAGAAAUGCGUUUAGAUCUGCUACGUCCGAUUUGAAACCUGCAAGAAAAUAUUUAUUGUUUGAUACUUGUUUUGAUUUCUCUGGGAUGAAAUCGGUUAAUGCUCCAAAUGUUGUAUUGCAUUUUGCUAAUGCGAAUGUUUCUUUGCCGGCGGAGAAUUAUCUUAUUCCGGUUGAUUCCGCCGGGAAAUUUUGUUUUGCUUUCAUCGGCUCGCCGGGGAAGAUGUCGAUUAUUGGGAAUAUACAACAACAGGGUUUUCGGGUUGUGUUUGAUUUGAAGGGUUCACGGGUCGGGUUUUCUCCAGGUGGGUGUAAGUAA
Messenger RNA from Impatiens glandulifera, 819 nucleotides. RefSeq names its product aspartyl protease family protein 2-like. Gene Ontology annotation, biological process: proteolysis. The transcript has a single exon. The record is from RefSeq and is a predicted model, not a curated record. Lineage: Eukaryota; Viridiplantae; Streptophyta; Magnoliopsida; Ericales; Balsaminaceae. The annotation marks the transcript as partial. Gene Ontology annotation, molecular function: aspartic-type endopeptidase activity.